GCUGCCCUCUGACAUGACCCUGUCACAUGAGAAGGGAACCAACACGCACUGUAAGCUGGACAAGCAGCUGACUUAAAGGUUAUGAGUCAAGAGGGAAAAUCUGCUGAUUGAGAAUGAACAUUUGUAAUCGAGAGGGGGGUCGCUGUGCAGAGAUGGCAAUGGUAUGCCUGACAGAUUUUGAGGAGUAUGCCAAGGAGCAUCUCUCAAAGGCUACCUGGGAUUAUUACGCAGCCGGAGCAGACGAAUGCUGCACCAGGGACGACAAUCUGCUGGCUUAUAAAAGGAUCCGUCUGAGGCCUCGUAUCUUACGGGACGUGUCGGUGAGCGACACACGGACCACCGUGCAGGGGACAGAAAUCAGUUUUCCAGUGGGCAUCGCACCGACGGCCUUCCACUGCCUGGCCUGGCAUGAGGGAGAGGUGGCCACAGCUCGGGCCACGGAGGCCCUGAACACCUGCUACAUCACCAGCACCUACUCCACCUGCUCGGUGGAGGAGAUCGUGGCAGCAGCACCGAACGGAUACCGCUGGUUCCAGCUGUACGUGUACCGGGACCGGAAGCUCUCAGAGCAGAUAGUGCACCGUGUCGAGGGGCUGGGAUACAAGGCCCUGGUCCUCACCGUCGAUGUGCCCUACACCGGAAAGCGCCGCAACGACAUCCGCAACCAGUUCAAACUACCGCCUCACCUCAAGGUCAAGAACUUUGAUGGAGUUUUCCAGCAGGAGACUGCAGGCCCAGAGGAUUAUGGGAUCCCAGCCAACACCUUGGACCCAUCUAUCAGCUGGAAAGACGUGUACUGGCUGCAGUCCAUCACCCGCCUGCCCAUUAUCAUCAAGGGCAUCCUGACCAAGGAGGACGCGGAGCUGGCCGUGGAACACGGCGUCCAGGGCAUCAUCGUGUCAAACCACGGAGGGAGACAGCUGGACGGAGGACCGGCCUCGAUCGACGCGCUGUCAGAGAUAGUGGACACGGUGCAGGGCAGGAUCGAGGUCUAUGUGGACGGAGGCAUCAGGACAGGAAGCGAUGUUUUGAAAGCACUAGCCUUGGGCGCCAAGUGUGUUUUCAUUGGCCGUCCAGCAGUGUGGGGCCUUGCGUACAAGGGAGAGGAGGGAGUGAGGGAGGUACUGCAAAUCCUGAAUGAUGAAUUCCGUCUGUCCAUGGCUCUAUCGGGCUGCAGGAACGUCGCUGAAAUCAACAGGAACCUGAUUCAGUUCGCCAAACUGUAACUGGCCAGCAGAGGGCAGCAGUGUGGACGAGGACGGCAGCCCCCCGAACAGGACUGAAUCAAACCAGAAGAAGUUGAGCCACAGACUGAAUCGUAUGAUGAACUGAGAGAUGUCCACCUCAAACCUUGUGUAUUUAUCAUUUGGGGAAGCUUCCAUCACUUGGAAAUGUCUUGUGUCUGACAUCCAACAUGUGUUCAGAGUGAAGUGAGAGUGUCUGGGGGAGGCUGAGCGUCAGUGGCAGAUUUAGCAAGUGAAUAAUGAAAGUGUGUUUGCGUUUGGAGGGGAUGGAGGCACUGGUCAUGAAAACGACAAAUUUCUUUGGUUUUAUUGUAAUGAGCACAACAUAUAAGGAUUUACGCUGUGGUUUGAAAAGCUGCCAGAUGGUUUUGUGCCAUAAUAAACACCUGCUGAGAGAA
Hippoglossus stenolepis (Pacific halibut) is the source of this 1642-nucleotide messenger RNA. RefSeq names its product hydroxyacid oxidase 2 (long chain) (gene hao2). NCBI's taxonomy places the organism in Eukaryota, Metazoa, Chordata, Actinopteri, Pleuronectiformes, Pleuronectidae. The transcript has 9 exons. The record is from RefSeq and is a predicted model, not a curated record. Gene Ontology annotation, molecular function: oxidoreductase activity; FMN binding. The coding region runs from base 114 to 1226 and encodes 370 amino acids.